Chelonus insularis is the source of this 981-nucleotide messenger RNA. RefSeq lists its product as uncharacterized. Lineage: Eukaryota; Metazoa; Arthropoda; Insecta; Hymenoptera; Braconidae. The transcript is spliced from 3 exons. The record is from RefSeq and is a predicted model, not a curated record. The coding region runs from base 153 to 800 and encodes 215 amino acids.
CAUCUCCAAUAGGUGCACAGGACCAGAUAUGCUCCCUAUAUAAACCAGUUCAUGGUAAUCUGGAGCUCAGUAAGAAAUAAAUCGUUCGCUGGCUUCUAACUUUUUUUUGGGAAAUAGUCGUGAUAUUGUGAGAAUAUUAGAAAAUUAUAAAAAUGAUCCGAUUUGUGAUUGCUCUAGGAAUAAUUGCUUUUUGUAGUGGAGUUCACGGAAUUCCAGUAAUGAAUGGAGUGAGAGCAACUCAUCCGUCAGCAAUAGAAGAUCCGAAAACCAAAGAUGAGAUUAGCAUUCAACCUUCGUGGUCAUUCCCCUCUAUUCCACCAAUGAAUCGGCUUUUCCGCAACGUUGAAUUUGAUGAGAACGAAAUCGAACUAUUAAAACGACGAAUUGAGAAUUUGGAAAGAUCUCAAAAAGAGAUUUAUGAAUUGAUGAAGAAGAUUCUCCACAGUACUUGUCGAUCUCCAUUAUGCAACAAUGAAGAAUCAUCUGAAAUAAAAAAUUCAACCUCUUUAUCCAAGUCCCAGGAAAUAGUUCACGAAAGGAAACUUAUCGUUCCCUCUGUAAUUUUCACAACCACUCUACCAUCGACUAUCGAUUAUGCACUCAAAAAUGUAGCACAGUCUACGGCCUCAGUCAAACCAGUGGAGGAUAAGAAAUCAGAGACAAUUGCUCCUACAAAGAGUGAACAAUCUACUAUGAUGACGACAUCUGAAAACCCAAUAGACCAGUCAACAAUUCCAAAUAGUAGCGACGAUAAUAAAAGUAACUUAAGUUUGAAUGACAAAAUUCGCAAUGCAGAAUAGGUAGUAAAUAAAAUUCAAUUGGACUUGUGAGAUGAAUAAUCAAUGAAGAAAUUAACACUAGUGUUAUAUUCCUUUAUGUCAUGUGGUCUGGAUUGAAAUUCGAUGUCCUUGAACAUUUUAUUUCUUCCGACUUUAUUUUAUUGUCAUUUUUUAUAAGACUGAAUCAAUGUAUUAUGUUUCG